Cuscuta campestris is the source of this 3300-nucleotide messenger RNA. The record is from the annotation of a GenBank genome assembly. Lineage: Eukaryota; Viridiplantae; Streptophyta; Magnoliopsida; Solanales; Convolvulaceae.
AAACGCAGAGGGAGAGAAUUGAGAAACAGAGACAAAAACGCAGGAGAGGUUGCGGCGACGAAGACAGUGAGAAGUGAUAGUGAGUCGCCGAUUGUGAUGUCCGCGAGGAAGACGACGACGGCUGCUGGAGUUGCUAUUGACGACAACACCGAGAUUGUUGGCGAAGAGGGCAGUGAAAUUACUGUGAAAUGCGUUUCUGGGAAGGGCAGUGUUUUGGGGAUUAGGGAGGCAGUGUUAAUUGAAUGUGCAACAGAAGACAUCUUGGCUUCCAAGACAAACGUCAAAGCUAAUUGUUAUUGCAAUGUGUUGAGUGGGGUCGAGAAGCUACGGCGAACAUUGUCAGAGUCGGAGUUGGAGGCUUUGGGCAAGACGCCCUUUGGUCAUUUGCUUGAUGUUGGCAAUCUCAAAUGGGUUAACGGACAGCUCCUAAUACUUUUAGCGUUGAACUACGUUGAACCUAUAGAGCCAGAUAGCGAUGCAAUAUCUUUCCACAUCCGUGAUAGGGUGGUCAGUUUUAAGAAAACUGAUUUUGCUCUGAUUACUGGUUUCAAAUUUGGAUGUCCAGCUGAACAAGAGAGGGAGUACACUGGCACUUCAGACAUCAGUAGCAGAUAUUUUGGGGGUAGAAGUGUUGUGACACGUGAUGAAGUGCGGGUGGUCUUAGAGGGUCUAAAGGACAACAAGAGAAAAAGAGAGAUGGAUGGCGUGAAGAUAGGAGUCCUUUACCUUCUAGGCAGUCACAUAGUUGGAAACCAGCCCUCCAUGAAACUACCACCACUUUAUUUGCAUUUGGUAGAUGACUUGUCCCGUUUGAACGCGUAUCCCUGGGGCGAUGAGAUUUGGGAUCUUUUGGUUGAGGACAUGGCAAAGUGUUCAUUGACUUUGAGGACAAGUAAAAAGGACCGGUUCACAUUCCCGGGAUUUUUAAUGGCUUUGCAAAUUUGGGCAUUUGAGACAUUCCCAGGUCUGGAGAAAAGGGAAGUGUGCGAGAUGAUAGAGAGUCGGAGAGGGAAAUGGCCGCGUGCUUUACGAUGGGCAGCACCAACACUGACAAAUCACAUAGUGUUGGAGGAAGUGAUCUUCAGUAAUGCUAAGUUUGAAUGGAUUGGCAUGAAGGCAACUGCCUUGGAGAUUGGGAAAGAGAAUGUUAAGUGUCUCUUUUUAAAUACCCCAAUGAUUGAAGGAGAUGGAAGCCUUAAGGGUACUAAGCAUGUUGGUAAGAAGCGUAAACCCAACAUAAGGAACCCGAGUCAAGGCAAAAAAGGGAAAAAGAGGACAUGUGGCAAGAAAGGUGAUGACAAGGCAAGGAAAGGGGUUAAUGAAGAGUUGUUGGAAAAAGUCACAAAACUGGAGGAGAUGGUUACUGGUCUAGUUGCAACAAAUGUGUUGGAUCGCAAAUUGCUUGUGAGCUUGCGUGGGAAAGUGAAGGGAAUGCAAAGAGCACAUGAGAGGCAUGCAGUUCUGAUGGAGAGAUGCUUGAAGAAGUGUGGUUUAAUACGUAGGAGGAAGAAAGGAAUUAAAAAGAGCAGACAACAUGCUGAAGAUGGUCCUAGCUUUGACCUAGGCAUUGAGCAUGGAGGUAAUGAGGGUUCAGCAGCUGAUCAAGAAGAAGGUAGUGAGGACAAUGUAAAUUUAGGUGCAUCUGAUUAUGAGAUGGAAAACCCUACCCAACUUAAUGACUUGGAUGACACGAUUAAUUCUGUUGAUACACAAAUUCUUUUGGAACGUCGUGCUGUCAUGGUGGAGAAUCAUGUGGAGAAGAUUGCUAGUGAAGACAUGAGAUCUGGGGAUUCCAAUGUGCCUAUCGCUAUCCUAGCUGAAAAGGAGGGGGUUAGUAUUCAGGUUCUUGAUAAUGGCGGCAGUCUACAAGGUAAUGCCGUGGGGAUGAGUGUGGGAAGGAACGAAGUCACACCAACACAGCUGAGUGAGGAACACAACCCCAGAGGGCAUGGUGAUGCAUAUGACCGACCAAAACGGAAAUUGAAAUCUCCUGAGAGGUUCACUUUUUCAGAUAAAAAAGCUGGUGACCAACGCAAGCGAGCAAAAAGAAGGGCCGAUGUUAUUGAGAGUAAGUCAGUAUGUGAUGAACUGUGCCUCGGUCCUUUCACCAAGGAGCCGAUGGAUCUUCCUGAGGUAGGGGUGUUAGAGAGGGUUGACACCUUCAUGCAUAAGGGUCUGCUGAAAAAGCCAAAGAACCCUGGACGGAGAUACACUGCUACAGAUGAAAAGCUCAGUGCAGAUGCUAUAAUGGAGCUUGAUGAUGAGGAGGACACCUUGAGCAAAACAUGGUAUUACAACCUCUAUUUCCCUGAUGGGUGCCUAUCAAACCUGAAAGCCACUGAUUUUGGUCUGGAGCAGAAGUUUGCAACUACAAGCCCAGCAUUUGUUGAGUUAUUGUGUGUGUUAUAUGAGCGUGUUUUGAAAAGAGAGAUUACAGAUUCUGAUGCAGCACAGAAUUCAGACAUAUUGAACACCAUCAAAGGAAAUAAUAUGGAGUAUGGGCGUGCGUGGUCCGAGGCGGAUUUUGUGUACAUGCCACUGAACACAGGAUCCGAAUGGGUACUGCUUGUGGUUGACGUACGUGGAAAACUCAUCCGGGUUUACGACACGAAUGUUUACAGAGGGGGUUUCUUGAAGAAAUUGCACCCAUUUUUGCCGUCUUUGCAGAUGUUUCUGCCAGUUUUAAUGGGUAAGUUGGCGGUAUAUAAGGACAGUACGGAUAGCAAAGAAUCUCACACUGCGUUUCCAGUUGAACCUGUCUUGGAGUGUCCACAAAAAAAUGACGGACCAAGCUCCGGAAUUUUUGUGAUGAAAAUGGCAGAGCUUCUGAUGAUGGGGAGAGGAGUGAUUGAAAUCGAGCCAGGACAGAUAAAUACAUAUCGGAAGAAAAUUACUGCGGACAUAUUAAUGCACAACAAUACACGAAACACGGAUGGCGCUGGAUGCGUCGGCAUGGAUAUCGAAUUCAACAACGAAGAAAACAUGAUAAUGAGAUUGGUAAUCGAUCCGGCAGGAGAGAAUGUGGCGAGAAUAAUUUUGCCAGAGACGGUAGUGGAUGUGGCGAUUGAGGCGUAUCCGCGUAUGUAGAGUGGCGCACGAUCGGAGGGAGUUUUACCGUGCAGGGGAAUCAAGAGAUCAGUUUAUUCCUGAAAAUUAGGGAUAAUCAAUGAUUUGUUUUCCAAAAAUAAGUAAAAAUUAAAAGGAAUGAGUUUUAAUGGGCUUUGGAGAUGGAAGGGUAUGCACGGUAUUAGGGAUGAAAUUAAGUGCUAGAGAGAGGAAAAAUAAGUAGUGGUGUCAUUU